Molecule: messenger RNA, 2634 nt
Organism: Acanthosepion pharaonis
Lineage: Eukaryota; Metazoa; Mollusca; Cephalopoda; Sepiida; Sepiidae
Source: the annotation of a GenBank genome assembly
AUGGUAUUUCUAAAAAUCUAUCACAGUCUAUUCAUUAUCUAUCUAUCUAUCUAUCUAUCUAUCUAUCUAUCUAUCUAUCACAGUCUAUUCAUUAUCUAUCUAUCUAUCUAUCUAUCUAUCUAUCACAGUAUAUUCAUUAACUAUCUAUCUAUCAAUCUAUCUAUCUAUCUAAGUCUGUUCAUAUCUAUCUGUUACAGUCUAUUCCCUAUCUGUCUAUCUGUCUCAGUCUGUUCAUUAUCUAUCACAGUCUAUUCAUUAUCUAUCUAUCUAUCUAUCUAUCUAUCUAUCUAUCUAUCUCAUUCUCCUAUUCUCAUCUAUCUAUCUAUCUAUCUAUUUAUCUAUCUAUCUAUCUAUCUAUCUAUCUAUCUAUCUGUUAUCAUACCAAUUAUUUUUUCUUUCUUUCUUUCCUUUUUUUCCUUUCUUUUUCGUCUUUUAUUCAUGUCGUUUUUUUUUCACCUUCUGACUUUUCUUUCUUUCUUUCUACUUCAGGCCUUUUCUUUUUUUGUCUUUAUUUUCUCUUUCUUUCUUUCUUUCUCCCUUCUACCAUUUCUUUCUUCUACCAUUUCUUUCUUCUACCAUUUCUUUCUUUCUUUCUUUCUUUCUUUCUACUUCAGGCCUUUUCUUUCUUUUGUCUUUUAUUUUCUCUUUUAUUUCUUUUCUCCUUCUACCAUUUCUUUCUUUCUUUCUUUCUUUCUUUCUUUCUUUCUUUCUUUCUUUCUUUCUUUCUUUCUACUUCAGGCCUUUUCUUUCUUUUGUCUUUAUUUUCUCUUUCUUUCUUUCUCCCUUCUACCAUUUCUUUCUUCUACCAUUUCUUUCUUCUACCAUUUCCUUUUCUUUAUUCCUUUCUUUCUUUCUUUCUUUCUAUUUUUUCUUUCUACUUCAGCCUUUUUCCUUUCUUUUUGUCUUUUUUUCCUUUUCUUUCUUUCUCCCUUCUACCAUUUCUUUUUUUUUUCUUUCUUUCUUCUACCAUUUCUUUCUUUAUUCCUUUCUUUCUUUCUUUCUUUCUUCUAUCAUUUUUCUUUCAUUCGUCUACCAUUUCUUUCUUUCGUCUACUAUUUCUUUCUUUCUUCUACUGUUUCUUUCUUUCUUUCUUCUGCCAUUUCUUUCUUUCUUUCCUUCUUUUCUUUCUUUCUUUCUUUUCUUUUCUUUAACCAUUUUUUUUUCAUUUUUCUUUCUUUCUUUCUUUCUUUUACUCCCAGCCCUUUUUUUUCUUUUCUUCCUUUCUUUUCUUUUUCUUCCUUCUUCAUUUCUUUCUUUCCUUCUUUCUUUCUUUCUUUCUUUCUUUCUUCCACCAUUUCUUUCUUUCUUUCUUUCUUUCUUUUUACUCCUUGCCCUUUCUUUCUUCUGUCAUUUCUUUCUUUCUCUUUCUUUUUUCUUUCUUUUUCUUUCUUUCUUUUCUUUCUUUUUUUUACUCCUUGCUAUUUCUCUCUCUGUUUUUUUUCUUUUUGUUCUUCUUUAUCAUUUCUUCCUUCUUUUUUCUACCAUCUCUUUCUUUCUCCCUUUCUUUCUUUCUUCUGCCAUUUCUUUCUUUCUUUCCUUCUUUCUUUGUUUCUUUCUUUCUUUCUUUUACUUCUUCCUCUUUUUCUUUCUUUUCUUCUGCCAUUUCUUUUCUUUCUUUCCUUCUUUUCAUUCUUUUUUCUUUUCUUUCUUUCUUCCAUUUCUUUCUUUUCUUUUCUUUCUUUCUUUUUUUCCUUGCCCUUUCUUUCUUCUGUCAUUUCUUUCUUUCUGUUGAUUUUUAAAUGUCCCUUUCUAACCACGUCCUCUUCUUUUUCCUUUUGUCUUUAUUUUCGCUUUCUUUCUUUCUUUCUUUCUUUCUUUCUUUCUUUUUACUCCUUGCUAUUUCUCUCUCUGUUUUUUUCUCUCUUUUGUUCUUCUAUCAUUUCUUCCCUUCUUUUUUCUACCAUCUCUUUCUUUCUGUUAUUUGCUUUAAAUCUCUUUUCCUACCAUUUUUAUUUCUCUCUCUCUUUCUCUUAUUCCCUUUAUAAUCACAUUCUUCUUACUUUACUUCUUCCUCUUUUUCCCUUUAGAUUUCUUCUUACUUUACUUCUUCCUCUUUUUCCCUUUAGAUUUCUUCUUACUUUACUUCUUCCUCUUUUUCCCUUUAGAUUCCUUCUUACUUUACUUCUUCCUCUUUUUCCCUUUAGAUUCCUUCUUACAUUACUUCUUCCUCUUUUUCCCUUUAGAUUCCUUCUUAAUUUACUUCUUCCUCUUUUUCCCUUUAGAUUUCUUCUUACUUUACUUCUUCCUCUUUUUCCCUUUAGAUUCCUUCUUACUUUACUUCUUCCUCUUUUUCCCUUUAGAUUUCUUUUCUUUCUUCUUUUUUUUCUUUCCUCUUUCCCUUUAGAUUCCUUUAGAUUCCUUCUUCUUACUUUACUUCUUCCUCUUUUUCCCUUUAGAUUCCUUCUUACUUUACUUCUUCCUCUUUUUCCCUUUAGAUUCCUUCUUACAUUACUUCUUCCUCUUUUUCCCUUUAGAUUCCUUCUUACUUUACUUCUUCCUCUUUUUCCCUUUAGAUUCCUUCUUACUUUACUUCUUCCUCUUUUUCCCUUUAGAUUCCUUCUUACUUUACUUCUUCCUCUUUUUCCCUUUAGAUUCCUUCUUACUUUUACUUCUUCCUCUUUUUUUCCCUUUUAG